Sparassis crispa is the source of this 492-nucleotide messenger RNA. RefSeq lists its product as hypothetical. The record is from RefSeq and is a predicted model, not a curated record. The transcript has a single exon. Lineage: Eukaryota; Fungi; Basidiomycota; Agaricomycetes; Polyporales; Sparassidaceae. Bases 1 to 492 code for a protein of 163 amino acids.
AUGCCGUGGCUUAAACGCCUCAAUCUGAUGAUCAAUUGGGAGAUCGGUGACUUUUGGUUUGGCAAAGGUGCCAAAUGGCCACUGAAACCCACCGUCGAAGAGGUACCAGAUGAAGAAGUUUCAAUUUUCAAGGAAGAUGACCUUCCAGAGUUAAUCACCACUGAAACUUCUCCAACCUCAUUUGGACAUUCGGAAUCUAUCAGAGAAAUCAUGGCCAAUAACACUGAGCGUGGCGAGUUACCCGCAGUGCGGAAUGACACCGAACCAGAUGACCCACCAUUAGAACCCUCUAUGGAUCAGCUUGAUAAUGACGAUCUAUUUAUCUCCUACAUCGCAGGAGAACCAGUUAUUAGGAUAUUUGAACCCAUCAGGAAGGAAUCACCUUUGAUGAACAAAGAGACUGGAACUGCAGUCUUCACUAUACGAAGAGGCCCCACCAUUGGAAGAAUGAUGCACAGUAUGUUGAAGGCUAUGCCACCUGUCAACAGAUGA